Oryza brachyantha (malo sina) is the source of this 742-nucleotide messenger RNA. RefSeq lists its product as uncharacterized. The record is from RefSeq and is a predicted model, not a curated record. The transcript has a single exon. The coding region runs from base 334 to 654 and encodes 106 amino acids. Lineage: Eukaryota; Viridiplantae; Streptophyta; Magnoliopsida; Poales; Poaceae.
AGUGAGGGCAUAUCGGUAAACUCCAGCAGAGAAGGGCAUGCGGAGUCAUCCACAGUGCGCACCAUUCCCCCGGCGCUGCAAGCAAAAACAUGCCCAAAAGAGCACACGGCCCUUGGCUGGAGGCGGCGGCAGGGCGAAUCUCCUCAGUCUGAGAUAACCCCAAGCUCCCCUCCAUCCCCCUUUCCCCACUCACCACCACCCUCCGCCUCCGCAUCUCGUCUCGCGACGCGGAAACCCAAAAGCCCUAGCCCUAGCCCCAUCGCCACCCGGUAGUAGCUAGUAGUAGACUAGAUCUCUCCACCGGCCGGGCUGCCGACCGAUCGAUCCACGGCGAUGGCGACCAAGGGGAGGCUCGGGGAGGUAAUGUGGGAGCACCGGCUGCAGGCGGCGGCCGCGGUGGCGCUGGUGGCCGCCACGGUGGUGUCGGUCUCGGCCAUCGGGCCCAGGCUCGGCGCCGUGGUCUCCUUCUUCUGGCCGCUGCUCGUCUCCACGGGGUUCUUCCUCGUGGCCGUGGCCGUGCUGCUCCGGAUCUCGCCGCCCCCCUCCAGCGCCAUCGACGAGUCCGGCAAGGAGCUCAUCGACUUCGUCGCCGGGCACCACCACCCCCCGGAGGCGGCCGCCGCGGUGGACGUGCCGCCGGAGCCUGAGAUCUAGAGACCCGGCCGGGGGGCACCGAGGAAGGAAAGCGGCGGCGCGGCCGGCCGGCCGAAUCAGCGGCGCCUCGUCGCCGGGGGGGGGGGGG